AUGUCUCCAAUACUGAUGAUGAAGAUGGAAAUGUUUAAUCUGAAGGAAAAUGCAAUUUGGAUUGGAGGCUUAAACAUUGAUCAGCUCCCACACAUUCUCAUUUUGGAGAAAGUAUGGACACACAUCUGGUCUUGCAAAACCCUAUCCAAAAUCAAAUCAUUUUUAUGGCGUGCAUGUGCGCAAUGCCUUGCUUCUGGGGAGGGUCUUCUUUCUCGUCAUGUUUCCGUUGAUCCAUCAUGUCUGAGAUGUGGAGUUGCAGUGGAAACUGUGGAUCAUUUGUUGUUGGAAUGUCUUUUCGCACUUGCUUCAUGGUUUGGAAGCUCCAUUGCUUUUCUUGUUCCAGCAUCUAGGCCUCUGAAGCUUUAUGAGUUCCUUUCAAGUUGGGAUUCCCUCUUUUCACAGGAACAAAGGAAGGCUACAGAAACUUUGGGUAUGUGUUCUUUCCUUUACUGGUUUUUAUGGAUUGCAAGAAAUGAUCUCGUUUUCAGAAAGAAGAUUUGGACUCCUAGUGAAAUGUUUCAAUCGGCUCAGAGAGCUUUCUCUAAAUUCUGGGCAGCUUCGUCUCCUCACAAUCAGUCUUCUUAUGAAGCUCCAACAGCUCUCUCUCCUCCAUCUUCAUGGACUCGUCCUCCAAUAGGCUCUGUUAAAAUUAAUUGCAAUAUUGCAUUGCCAACAGAUUUUCAGGUUGGAGGUCUUGGUAUUAUUAUUCAGGAUUGUCAAGGCGCCUAA
Messenger RNA from Macadamia integrifolia, 729 nucleotides. RefSeq lists its product as uncharacterized. The record is from RefSeq and is a predicted model, not a curated record. The coding region runs from base 1 to 729 and encodes 242 amino acids. The transcript has 2 exons. NCBI's taxonomy places the organism in Eukaryota, Viridiplantae, Streptophyta, Magnoliopsida, Proteales, Proteaceae.